Messenger RNA from Tinamus guttatus (white-throated tinamou), 2020 nucleotides. It is a transcript of the gene ZBTB5, whose product is annotated as zinc finger and BTB domain containing 5. Gene Ontology annotation, biological process: regulation of transcription by RNA polymerase II. Lineage: Eukaryota; Metazoa; Chordata; Aves; Tinamiformes; Tinamidae. The record is from RefSeq and is a predicted model, not a curated record. Gene Ontology annotation, molecular function: DNA-binding transcription factor activity, RNA polymerase II-specific; protein binding; RNA polymerase II cis-regulatory region sequence-specific DNA binding.
UAGGAUCAUGGAUUUUCCAGGACACUUUGAGCAAAUCUUUCAGCAGCUAAACUACCAGAGGCUUCAUGACCAACUUUGUGACUGUGUCAUUGUGGUGGGAAACAGGCAUUUCAAAGCCCAUCGCUCCGUUCUGGCAGCAUGUAGCACUCAUUUCCGAGCUCUCUUCACUGUCGCGGAGGGAGAUCAAACCAUGAACAUGAUUCAGCUGGACAGUGAAGUGGUGACGGCAGAAGCUUUUGCAGCUCUGAUUGACAUGAUGUACACCUCCACAUUAAUGCUCGGGGAGAGCAAUGUUAUGGAUGUCUUGCUGGCGGCUUCUCACUUGCACUUGAACUCUGUUGUUAAAGCGUGUAAGCACUACCUCACUACCAGGACACUGCCCAUGUCCCCGCCGAGUGACAGGGCCCAAGAGCAGAGCGCCCGCAUGCAGAGGUCCUUCAUGCUGCAGCAGCUGGGGCUGAGCAUCGUGAGCUCCGCGCUGAACUCCACGCAGAGCACCGAGGAGCAGCCGAGCGCCAUGAGCUCCUCCAUGAGAAGCAGCGUGGAGCCGCGCUCCGCCUUUCCCAUGCGGCGUCUCCACAAGCGCAAGCAGCCCUCGGAGGAGCGGGCCCGGCAGCGCAUCCGAGCUGCCAUGGAUGAGUCUGCCUCGGACGCCGCCGCGGAGAGCGGGCCGUCCGCGCCGCACUCGCGGGAAGACUUUUUUUCACCCGAUUCCCUGAAGAUGGUGGACAAUUCCAAGACUGACGCUGUUGCUGAUAACCAGGAGGACAACACUGUCAUGUUUGAUCAGUCUUUCAGUGCUCAGGAAGAUGCCCAAAUGCCCAGCCAGUCUGACAACAGCGGAGGAAACAUUUCACAGAUGUCCAUGGCAACGCAGGUAGAAACCAGCUUUGACCAAGACACUACUUCAGAGAAGAACAACUUCCCAUGUGAGAAUUCAGAGGUCAGUCUGAAUGAAAAGGAACAUAUGAGGGUGAUGGUUAAAUCUGAGCCCUUAAGUUCCCCGGAGCCUCAAGAUGAAGUGAGCGAUGUCACUUCCCAGGCAGAAGGCAGCGAGUCCGUUGAAGUGGAGGGAGUAGUGAGUGCAGAGAAGAUAGAACUGAGUCCAGAAAGCAGCGAUCGUAGCUUUUCUGAUCCUCAGUCCAGUACGGAUAGGGUGGGAGACAUCCAUAUUAUGGAAGUAUCAAAUAACCUGGAACACAAAUCCACUUUUAGUAUCUCCAAUUUUCUAAAUAAGAGCAGAGGUGGCAGCUUUGGUGGUGGUCAAAGUGGUGACGACAACAUUCCAAACACAACGAGCGACUGCAGGAUGGACAGUGACGGCUCCUACCUGAUGAGCCCGGAGUCUGGGCCCGCAGGUGGCCAUUCCUCUGCGACAGUCUCUCACGUAGAGAACCCGUUUGGUGAGCCCGUGGACUCCCACUUUGUCAGACCGAUGCAGGAGGUAAUUGGCCUUCCCUGCGUGCAGACUUCUGCGUACCGGGCUGCAGAGCAGUUCAGCAUGGAUUUCCCAAGGUCGGGUCUGGGCCUGCAUUCCCUAUCCAGGGCCAUGAUGGGCUCCGUAAGAGGGGGAGCCGGCGGCUUUCCCGGCUACCGCCGUAUAGCCCCCAAAAUGCCUGUCGUGACCUCUGUCCGGAGCUCCCAGCUGCAAGAUAACGCGUCCAAUUCCCAGCUCCUAAUGAAUGGGGCCACCUCUUUUGAAAACGGGCAUCCUUCACAGCCGGGCCCCCCGCAGCUCACAAGGGCAUCUGCAGACGUCCUUUCGAAAUGCAAGAAGGCCUUAUCUGAGCACAACGUCUUGGUGGUCGAAGGUGCUCGCAAAUACGCCUGCAAGAUCUGCUGCAAGACGUUUCUGACGCUCACAGACUGCAAGAAGCACAUCCGCGUGCACACGGGAGAGAAGCCUUACGCCUGCCUCAAGUGCGGCAAGCGCUUCAGCCAGUCCAGCCACCUGUACAAACACUCCAAAACAACCUGCCUCCGGUGGCAGAGCAGCAACCUGCCCAGCACUUUGCUUUAA